AUGUCAGGCCAAGACUUUGACACACAAGGAUAUGCCGACGACCUUGUAGUUAUCGUCAAAGGCCCUUGCAACAAAACCAACCAAAAGACAGCAAUAGACACUCUAAACAGCCUGCAACGCACGGCUUGUUUAACAGCAACAGGCGCCUUCUCCUCGACACCGGGAGCGGCCCUAGAUGCACUGCUAGACAUCAUACCACUCCACCUGCAGGUGCAAAAGGAGGCCAAGCAGUGCGUCUACAGAAUAUGCACGCUAAACAGGCCAAAAUGGCGCUCUCAGGCAUUAGCCAAUCUAAAGGCCUGGGUUUUUGCAAAUAGAACCCUUAGCAUGCCCACUGAUGACACGCACACCGAAUGUCAUCUCACCAAACUGUACACAGUAGAAAUACCUCCUAGAGACAAAUGGAUCAACAACCAAAUGUACGUCGAAGAGGGAAGCCACGUUUGGUAUACAGAUGGUUCCAAAAAAGGCAAUGAUGUAGGAUGUGGGAUCUAUGGUGAGAGACCUAAGCUCAGAGCUAGCGUCAGCAUGGGCACACAGGCCUCAAUCUUCCAGGCAGAAGUCUUCGCCAUCAACAAAUGUGCGGAGAUCAACCUGGAUAGAAACCUAAGACACCAGCAUAUCUACAUCAACUCAGACAGCCAGGCUGCUCUGCUGGCACUAGAAUCCCUUGAGUCAAACUCAAAACUAGUCCAGAACUGUAAAACAAACCUAAAUGCACUGGCUAACUCCAACAAGGUCACACUUAGAUGGGUACCAGGGCACUCCGACAUUAACGGAAACGAAGAAGCGGACGAACUUGCUAGAAAGGGCGCAGACACACCCCUGGUCGGCCCAGAACCGUUCUGUGGAAUCACAAAACGGGAUGCAUAUUCUCUGCUCAGCAAGUUAGAAAAAACGAGAGCAACCGAGUGGUGGAAGUUCGUUAAAGGACAAGAACACUCGAAAGCUCUAAUCAAAGGGUUCAACAGCAGAACUGCUAAGGAGCUUUUAGGACUCAAAAGGCACAAAACCUGCGCGGUGACCAGAAUACUGACUGGACACUUGAAAGAAAUCUCCAUAUGA
Molecule: messenger RNA, 1065 nt
Organism: Cydia fagiglandana
Lineage: Eukaryota; Metazoa; Arthropoda; Insecta; Lepidoptera; Tortricidae
Exons: 2
Coding region: 1-1065 (354 amino acids)
Biological process (GO): DNA replication, removal of RNA primer
Molecular function (GO): RNA-DNA hybrid ribonuclease activity; nucleic acid binding
Source: RefSeq, a predicted model, not a curated record